AUCGGAUAAGUGUCUAAAUAGAUUUCAGCUCGAACUUUUCCAAUGUUUUGUCGCAUACAUUAAGAUAAAUCUGGAUAAAUACAAGUUGAUGAGGAGACUAGACAUUUUUCUAAGGGACCGAUGGUGAUAACAAAAAUGGUGGAACACAGUUUGAGAAAAUCAUCUGGUUUUACUAUUGAUUCUUUAAUAGGAAAAGACUCUGAUAAAACAGAGAGUUCUUCGAGUGGUAGAAAUUAUGAAGAGUAUGUGCAUUUAAAUUCAGAGACCAAUAAAAGUGACAGUCCAAGGCCGCGGAUACAGGAUCGACCAGAAAAUCUGGAACGAACGCGUAGGGAACCUGUUGUACAUGAUUCAAUGAGACAUUUUCCAGAUUUGGCCACAGCACGGAGGGACAGGGAUUUGUUCCUUGCAUCAAACCCACACAGUGCUUCAGAAUCAUUAAAACAUUUACAUGACGUUUUAUCUCAAACUGCGGGGGCCACGGGAACAUAUUUUUCCCCCCGAAUGUGUCGUCACCCCAUGUCACCUUUUAAUUUACAUUCUAUGUAUCCUGGUCAGUUACCAGCCUCUACCCCUCUUCAUCCCCUGAUGCUGAACCCCUCCACCUCUAGAGAUAUCAGACAUCUGCACCCCUGGAUAUCAGAGCGUUACUCUGGAUAUUACUAUCCCAGAUACCCAGCGGCUCCAGGUUUUCUUUUCCAGCCUUACAGAAAACCCAAGCGAAUACGUACCGCAUUUUCCCCUUCACAGCUUCUUCAACUCGAGAAGGCGUUCGAAAAAAGUCAUUAUGUCGUCGGACAAGAAAGAAAAGAUUUGGCUGCAGAACUGCAACUGACAGAGACACAGGUGAAAGUAUGGUUUCAAAACAGACGUACGAAACAUAAGCGGAUAAAAACGGAAGAUGGAGAAGAACCAAACAGUCCUGGCAAAACUUCUUCAAGAGACAUGGACAGCGACGAUGACAAUAAAGAUGACAGUGACAUUAGUGACAUUGAUGAUAUUGGCGAUGACGGUAUGAGUCAUCUUCGUGGCAACGAAAUUCACCACCCGCCAGUUCCCGCGUCUGCGCACUUACUGUUACAGUAGGUGUUCAAAUUUCUCUAAGUGCGAUAUUAUAGAAAUGUGAAAACGGGUUGUUAUUUUAAAAUGCCGACAACCAUAGGCCACGAAUCGGUUCUUUAAGACUAUAUAUUAUUGUAGAAUGAAUUCCUAUUGUUAUUUUGUGUCUGCUCUGUUUCCAUUGUGCCACACCGUGUUGUGAUCCGUGGAGUCGUACUAUACAUGUAAUACAGAUGUCUGAAAAUCCCACAUAAAAUUGUACAAUUGCUCAUAAUUAUUUAUUCAAAGAAU
Saccostrea echinata is the source of this 1350-nucleotide messenger RNA. RefSeq names its product homeobox protein EMX2-like. Bases 121 to 1086 code for a protein of 321 amino acids. NCBI's taxonomy places the organism in Eukaryota, Metazoa, Mollusca, Bivalvia, Ostreida, Ostreidae. Gene Ontology annotation, molecular function: DNA-binding transcription factor activity, RNA polymerase II-specific; DNA binding. Gene Ontology annotation, biological process: brain development; neuron differentiation; central nervous system development. The record is from RefSeq and is a predicted model, not a curated record. The transcript is spliced from 3 exons.